AUGCAAGGCAGCAACAAUCCCUCCCUCCCCGGUAUCGUGAUAGACCCGUCGUCCCCUCAAUCCCCCACUAUCUCCUGUGCAUUCUCACCAUCAACACCCACAAGCUCGACGUCGAGCCGAUCAACACCACAGUCAUCACAGCCAGCAUCACCAGCGGAAUCAAAACCAGCAAAACGACCCAAGAAGGUCCACCCAUCCUUCCAGCCCGUCCUCCGCCAUCUACGCACCCCUCUCUGCCCCCUCGUCUCCAGCACCACGGGGCAGCAACAUCCCGAAUUCCCCAAGACCCUCCUCGCCUACCACCUACUCACCUCUCGGCAACUGGACGAUCUAGCCCGUCACUUCCACCAGGUGUGGCCACCGGUGGAGGCCACAAGGGCAUACCCCGUCUCGAUCCCCGCGUGGAUCGGCACACAGGGCGAGAAGAGCGUCGAUCUACAGACGAAGCGGCGACGGUUCGGUCGCUUUAUUGGGCUGAGGGGGUGUGUGUCGCACGCCUUGUCUUUGUUCGUCUUUGUCUUUGUGGAGUUUGUGGUGGGCAAUGCCGCAUGCUGCAUGCAUAUUCAGCCUUGA
Aspergillus fischeri NRRL 181 is the source of this 573-nucleotide messenger RNA. RefSeq lists its product as uncharacterized. Bases 1 to 573 code for a protein of 190 amino acids. Lineage: Eukaryota; Fungi; Ascomycota; Eurotiomycetes; Eurotiales; Aspergillaceae. The transcript has 2 exons. The record is from RefSeq and is a predicted model, not a curated record.